Molecule: messenger RNA, 2811 nt
Organism: Phaeoacremonium minimum UCRPA7
Lineage: Eukaryota; Fungi; Ascomycota; Sordariomycetes; Togniniales; Togniniaceae
Product: putative g-patch domain-containing protein
Exons: 6
Coding region: 1-2811 (936 amino acids)
Molecular function (GO): nucleic acid binding
Source: RefSeq, a predicted model, not a curated record
AUGGGUCUCGCAGGAGCGAAGAACAAGCGGAAGUUAGCCAAAGAUCCCAACAAUACAAAGUGGUCUCGAAACACCGACGGCUUUGGCCACAAGAUUCUGCUCUCACAGGGUUGGCAACCGGGAGACUACCUUGGAGCUAAAGAUGCACCUCAUGCAGAGUUUCAUACCGCAGCGAACUCGUCACACGUACGGGCCGUACUGAAGGAAGACAACCUCGGUCUUGGUGCAAAGCGCAAUCAGGGAGAUGAAUGUACUGGACUGGACGCUUUUCAACAGCUGCUGGGUCGGCUCAAUGGCAAGAGCGAGGAAGUUCUCGAGACAGAGAGGAAGGCAAAGGCGGACCAUCAAAUGAACGUCUAUAUCCACAGGAAAUUUGGCACCAUGCGAUUUGUCAAGGGCGGCUUUCUUGUCGGUGAUCAAGUAUUAGAGCAACUGGCAGUGAAAACCACACAGAUCAAGAUCGAAGCUUCCGCGGAGGUGUCCAGUUCAUCUUCGGCUGACGAAGCUGAGAAGAAACCUUUGAAGGAGAAGAAGUCAAAAAAACGUAAGGCGGAGGGCGAUUCGGAGUCAAAGAGCAAAAAACGGAAGAAGCAGAAAGCUCAAGACGAUGAUCAGAGUCAAAGCGAGGCUGUCUCCCGACGGAAGGAUAAGAAGAAGCAAAGGAAAGAGGAAGCGGCUGUGACAGAAGGUGAGGUCGCUUCAGAGACAGUGGAAAAGCCACGAAAGAAAGACAAGAGCAAGAAGUUAAAUAGCUCUAUGGAACCAACACCAGCAGACACACCCGAAUCUACUCCCACAGCAGUCAUGGAUCAGCAGGCGUUAAAUCAGCCUACCCGCCUCUCUGAGUUCUCUUUCACCCACCUACCCUUCAUUGUCACAACUGACUGGCCGAGAUGCACAAUGGACGAGAGGCGCUUGACGUACGCUGAGGUGGCUGACGGCCGCCACUUGUCCAUCCGAAUGGAGCAGAGUUCUCAGCAGCUCAACAACUCUGGGUCUGAUCAAACCAUCACUGCACCAGUUGGGCCAUUUUCAGAGCUCGAAGAGCUUGUAGGCGACUAUCUUAUACCUCCUUUCCAUGUUGAUCCGCUGCUGUCACCCCCAUCCUCACCCGAAUCCACUGUCGUGGGCGCCUCACGACCUUGGACGUCAUCGGCAGAACCAUUGUCCUGUAAAGAUGCAAGGACUGCUGGUACUGCCCUAAGAAUGGAGAAGAAGCUCUGGAACCCUAGUGAUUCAUUCUCCGAGAAUGAAUACGAUGAAUGCUGCCUUCACAACCCAGGCUACUCCAUCAGCAACGCCUCUCAGGAUGCUCUUGACUCACACUCAGACUCCGUUGAGCCCAAACCUGGCAAAGCGCAUUCGGAACUCUUGUCAGCUGGCAACAUGACUACACCUAUGAGCUCAGCUGAGGGAUCUUCCAGCCCAAAUUUUGAGGGCUACAAGAAUUCUAAUCAGCUCACCAACACCUCAGGUACGGCUGACAACGCUCCUACCGUCAAGAUGACAGCACCUACGGAUGUCGAGGUCCAAGUCUCCAACCCGAUGGACGAUGACGCUGAGCCUGCCGGCGCCGGUCCAAAGUCUACCGAAGCGAAGUCAACCAGACCUGAGAGCAUCGGCUCCGAUUCCCAGGCGUCCAGCUUGACGAAGCGAGCUGAUCUGAUGCCGCGAUUCGCCAAGGGCAAAGGCAAGGAGCCGUCCACCGAGAAGAAUUCAUCCACGACCGAGGAUCUCUCCAAGGCGACCGAGCAUCUUUCAAUCACUUCAGUUGAGACCUCUUCCGCGGGUGACGAGAAGAAGCGCAAGGAGUCUGACCUCAAGGAGGCAAUGCUUCGCGCUCUUGAUCAAGGCGACACUCCGUAUGUAUUCUGCUACGACUCACCUCACGUUCUCCUCUCGAGAGAACUUACUAACAUCGGCAUCGGAAGUUUGUGGGAGAACAACGUCGGUUGGGAUGUCUUGAUUCAGUGCCGUGGUCACACUUGGCGCGUCCAUCGCGAUAUUCUCUGCGAGCAGUCGCCGGAGUGGAUGGCCAAAUACAUUCCGCCCAAGCUUCCGAACAAGGCGCCUGUCACCUGGAAACUGGACUCUCAUGAUCCAAGAAUGCUCGGCAAUGCCUUGCAAUUCAUGUAUCUUCGCCGAUUCGAGCACGGAGAGAUGGACCCCGAGUAUCCUUACGAGACAGGUUGUAUCGUUACCAACGUCGCCAUGUACAUCGCCGCAACAAGUGUCCGCUGUCGUAACAUGAUGGAUAUGGCCAUUAACAAUCUGGAGGGUGCCGGCGAGAUCAUCGAGACAGCUGCCCCUGACUUGGCCCACAUGAACGUCGAGAGCUUUCAGGAGCCUCUCCGCCGCGCGCUGCUCAUCAUGUAUGAACAGCCUGACCAGUGGAUUAUGCGCGGCUUGCGUCUUGCCAUGGCUAGACUCGUCGCAACCUUCUACGGAUUCAUUGUACUGAACCCCGCCUGGGCCCGCUAUGAGACUGAGUGGAUGGCAGUGCACCACUUCAUCAUGGAAGACAACAUGUUCUUCGGACAGAGUGGCUGUCUGCGCCUUGUUCCCGCAAUUCAACGCCGUGUCUUGAAUGCUCUCGUCAUUCAAGCAUACAACGGCACUCGUACUGCUCCGCAGCUUCAUACUGCGAACGGUGGCUCCGCAAGCUCAGCUACCAGAGCCAGAGCCAGAGUCACCUCUCUGCCUAUCACUUCUUCACAGCAAGGUCUUCCUGUGAUCUACAACUUGAACACGGCCUCGGGCCCCGUUGCUACAGACAAGGGGGUAUCUUCCGGUCAGCCCAAUUUCAAGUAA